Messenger RNA from Drosophila hydei, 2258 nucleotides. Its product is annotated as mitochondrial intermediate peptidase. Gene Ontology annotation, molecular function: metalloendopeptidase activity. Gene Ontology annotation, cellular component: mitochondrion. The coding region runs from base 91 to 2190 and encodes 699 amino acids. The record is from RefSeq and is a predicted model, not a curated record. The transcript is spliced from 3 exons. Gene Ontology annotation, biological process: peptide metabolic process. Lineage: Eukaryota; Metazoa; Arthropoda; Insecta; Diptera; Drosophilidae.
UUCCCUCUGUUCUGCAUGUUUGUCGAAACAGCUGAUUGGCCUCUGAAUAUGUAAUAGUCGGCAUUCAAUUGAAAUUUAAACAAUAUAAUAAUGCUUAAAAUUGGCCGUAAUAUAGCAAAUGCUGCACAUAAGCAACAAAAACAGCUAUCCACAUGGUCUCCACUGGGCACAGCCUUCAAUGCACCGCCAACCAAACGAAUCAAUAUUACACGCAACGAUGUGGGUCUCUUUCGCAUGCCAGAGCUGCGCAACGCCGAUGGGUUUCAUUUGCUGCGCGAAAAUGUGGAGAAUUCCACGCAAGAACUCAUCGCAGAGGCUAUAUCCAGCGAAAGGAAACGCAAAAUGGUGGACAUCUUUGACGAACUAUCCGACUCGUUGUGUAAGGUCGCCGAUCUGGCCGAGUUCGUACGCAUUGCUCAUCCACAAAACAAAUAUAUGCAGUCAGCGGAGCAGGCAUGCAUUAGCAUUUGCGGCGUUGUCGAGAGUCUGAAUACGCAUAAGCCGCUGUACCAGGCACUUAGUAAAGUGGUUUGCAACGGUGACGAUUUGCUGCCCACCACCGAGGUGGAUCGUCAUGUGGCCAAAUUGUUUCUGUUUGACUUUGAACAGUGCGGCAUACAUUUGCCCGAACAGGAGCGGCUGCGUGUGGUGCGUUUGAAUGAUUAUAUUCUCCAGCUUGGACAGAAAUUUAUGAAUGGAGCCGCCCAGCCUACGGUGCUAGCGCGUAGUUAUGUGCCGGAAGACAUAAGGGAUUACUUUCCCACAUCUGGCGAUAACAUCAUCAUCACAGGUCUCUGCACGAAUGCAGCGAACGUACAGAUGCGGGAAGCUGCCUAUCGCUUGUACCUACAGCCCUCUGAUAGCCAGGAGGAGCUGCUCAAGGAUCUCUUAAUCUGUCGCCAUGAACUGGCUCGUAGUUGUGGCUUUGAAACCUAUGCACAUCGUGCUCUCAAUGGCAGCACCAUGGAAAAGCCAGAGCUUGUGCGAGAAUUCAUUGAUGAGCUAUCGGAGCAACUGCGUCCGCGUGCUGAUGCCGAUUUCGCGGUGAUGACACAAAUGAAGCGAAAGGAAAGUGGACAAAAUAAUGCGCUUGUCGAGAUCUGGGAUACGCCUUACUUUACAUCACAGCUGAAGCGCCAGUCUCUCGAAGAGCAGGCCAAUGAAUUUCUGCCCUAUUUUUCGCUGGGCGGCUGCAUGGAAGGGUUAGACAAUUUGCUGCACUCGCUAUACGGCGUUCGCUUGCAGAAUACAGAAAUGGAGCCCGGCGAGAGCUGGCACAGCGACAUCUACAAGCUGGCGGUGAUGCACGAGAGCGAAGGACUCCUCGGGUAUAUCUAUUGUGACUUCUUUGAGCGAGUGGGCAAACCGAAUCAGGAUUGCCAUUUCACAAUACAAGGUGGCAAGCGGUUACCCGACGGCAGCUACCAGCUGCCCAUUGUGGUUGUUAUGCUGGGCCUGGCUCAGCCACGGUGGACGGGACCAACGCUGCUAUCGCCCGCUCGCCUCGACAACCUGUUUCAUGAAAUGGGCCAUGCAAUGCAUUCGAUGUUGGCACGCACCGAAUAUCAACAUGUGACGGGUACACGUUGUGCUACCGACUUUGCCGAGGUGCCCAGCGUGCUAAUGGAAUACUUUGCCAGUGAUCCUCGAGUGCUGCGCACCUUUGCCCGCCACUUCCAAACUCACAAACCCAUCUCGGACGAUAUGCUGCAACGAUUGUGCGCCUCAAAGCACUUGUUUGCGGCCAGUGAGACGCAGCUGCAGGUCUUCUAUUCGGCUCUCGAUCAGGUCUAUCAUGGCGAGGCGGCUGAACAGGGCAAGAGUACAACAGAACAGCUGCGCGAUGUACAAAAUCGUUAUUAUGGCUUGCCAUAUGUGGAUAAUACGGCCUGGCAAUUGCGCUUCUCCCAUUUGGUGGGAUAUGGUGCCAAGUAUUAUGCGUAUCUGAUAUCGAAAACCAUUGCCUCCUGGAUUUGGCAAACGUACUUCGAAGCGAAUCCCUUCAACCGGCAAGCGGGCGAGAAGUAUCGUGCCGAGAUUCUUGCACAUGGAGGCGCUGUGCCCAGUCGCAAGUUGGUUGCAAACUUUCUGCAACGUGAAUUGACGCCGCGCAUAUUGGCGGAUAGUUUGAUACAUGAAAUCGAUAUGGAUGAGUCAAAGAUAAAGCAAUUGAUUGUUAGCAGAAACUAGAGAGUAAAAACUGUUUUGUAAAUAAUUUUUUUUUGUCUUUAAUUACAAUUAGUUAACUGCCCCCUACU